CAUGCUACAUAGUUGGACCCUGGGUCUCUAUCCAGACAACCAGGCUCCAGUAUUUCUUUGACUUUUCUGUAUGUAAGCCAUGCUUUGUGAAGUUAAAAUAAUGUGCUGAUAACUGAUUACACUUGUCAACGCACAUUUUGUUGCCUCAAACGUUUGGCCAGUUUCUGGGUAUAUUCGACAUGCUGAUUCCAAAAAUGGUACCAGUUUUCAUUUAUCAGCUCUAGUUUUCUGAGAUACACAACAUAUAUGCCAUAUAGCAGUCUUCAUGUGCUCGCCCAUAGAAAACCAUGAUAACCAUAUUCAAGAAACUGGAGCUGAUACGAUCUAUCCAAUGUGAUUUUCUGAGGCCCCUUCUACACUGCCAUAUAAAACUCAGAUUAUCUGCUUUGAAUUGGAUUAUAUGGCAGUGUAGACUCAUAUAAUCCAGUUCAAAGUAGAUAAUGUGGAUUAUUUGCAUUGAUAAUUUGGAUUAUAUGGCAGUGUAGAGGGGGUCUGACUCAGUGCCCUUAAAUAAACCCAGGAACAGGCUCAAAACCGAAGACACUAAUGGAAAAAAAACAGCUCACUUUCAGUUCAUUUGGACCAAGCUACAGAAGUUUCUACUGUUGGAUUUAGUUAAUGUUUUUACAAGGAGGGGAGGAGUUCACACACACAGGUCUGCUUUAUGACCUGGAAGCUCAGAGCAAACAUUCUGCUGAUACAAACUGAGUGACAAUGGCCAACUCGAAGGCUCAUUUGUUUUUGGAGAAUUAUAUUGGGGGCCAAUUUGUCCCUUCCUCCUCCUAUUUAGAUUCUUACGACCCAUCUACAGGGGAAGUAUAUUGCAAGGUGCCAGACAGUGGCCAGGAAGAGAUAGAGGCUGCUGUCAAGGCUGCAAAAAGUGCUUUUCCAGAAUGGUCUUCCAGAAGUCCCCAGGAAAGGUCAAAACUAAUGAGCAAACUUGCAGAUCUUAUUGAAGAAGAUCUGGAAUCAUUUGCACAAGCAGAAUCCAAGGAUCAAGGGAAAACUAUAACAUUUGCUAGAACAGUGGACAUCCCCCGGGCUGCUUACAAUUUCCGUUUCUUUUCAUCAUCCAUCCUUCACCAAACAUCAGAAUGUACACAGAUGGACCAUAUGGGUUGCAUGCAUUAUACUGAGAGAACACCUGUGGGAAUUGCUGGCUUAAUCAGUCCUUGGAACUUACCCCUUUAUUUGUUGACUUGGAAAAUUGCCCCAGCUAUUGCAUAUGGAAACACAGUCAUUGCAAAACCCAGUGAAAUGACAUCUGUCACUGCUUGGAUGAUGUGCAAACUUCUUAACAAAGCAGGGUUUCCCCCUGGUGUUGUGAACAUCGUUUUUGGAAGUGGUCCCAAAGCUGGAGAUGCUCUCGUUUCCCAUCCUGAAGUGUCAUUGAUUUCCUUCACUGGAAGCACCCUCACUGGUCAGCGCAUCAUUGAAAGGAGUGCUCCAUAUUGUAAGAAACUCUCUUUGGAGCUUGGAGGCAAAAAUCCAGCAAUCAUAUUUGAAGAUGCCAAUUUGGAUGAAUGUGUUCCUGCCUCUGUAAGAUCCAGCUUUGCUAAUCAGGGUGAGAUAUGCCUGUGCACCAGCAGAAUCUUUGUGCAGAGAAGCAUUUACAAAGAAUUUUUGAGAAGAUUUGUGGAAGCUGUCAAAAAGUGGAGGGUUGGAAGUCCCGCAGAUUCCACAGUUGACAUGGGAGCACUGAUAAGCAAAGAACAUUUAGCAAAGGUAAAGAGCUACGUUAAAAAAGCACAGGCAGAAGGAGCUAAGAUCCUGUGUGGAGAAGGAAUCGAUACCUUGGUGCUUCCUACAAAGAACCAGAAUGGUUAUUUCCUGCUUCCUACCAUUAUAACUGAAAUUGGCGAUGACUCGUGUUGCAUGCAGGAUGAGAUCUUUGGUCCUGUAACGUGUGUCACACCAUUUGACACGGAGGAUGAAGUCAUUCAAAGGGCCAAUGGGGUUCAGUACGGCCUGGCUGCCACUGUCUGGUCAAGCAACGUAGGGCGGGUUCAUCGUGUCGCCAAGAGACUUCAGUCUGGGUUGGUUUGGACCAAUUGCUGGCUUAUCAGAGACCUCAAUUUGCCCUUUGGGGGUAUGAAAGCCUCUGGAAUAGGCAGAGAGGGGGCAAAGGAGUCUUAUGAUUUUUUCACAGAAGUGAAAACCAUUACCAUAAAAUAUACCUAAAUGUAUUGAUAGAAAUGCCUAAAGCAUUCGUAAUAAAUAUAAAAUAAGCAAUAUCUGUGCUAUAACUUGAAUCCCUAUAUCAAGAGAAAGGUGGGAUAAAAAUAAAAUAAAUUAAGAAAACAAUGAAA
This is a messenger RNA of Anolis carolinensis (green anole), 2309 nucleotides long. It is a transcript of the gene aldh8a1, whose product is annotated as aldehyde dehydrogenase 8 family member A1. The coding region runs from base 715 to 2181 and encodes 488 amino acids. Gene Ontology annotation, biological process: retinoic acid metabolic process. Lineage: Eukaryota; Metazoa; Chordata; Lepidosauria; Squamata; Anolidae. The record is from RefSeq and is a predicted model, not a curated record. Gene Ontology annotation, molecular function: retinal dehydrogenase (NAD+) activity. The transcript is spliced from 7 exons.